AACAGCACAAGUGGAGCUCUUAGCCUUAAAAGUGUCUUCUUCUCCAUUUUUUUUCUGUCAAAAAACAAAAAGAACUUUCAAAAGUUGUGUUUGUGAGUAAAAAUGUUUAUUGAGAACUUUAAGGUUGAGAGCCCCAAUGUUAAGUACACAGAGAGUGAGAUUCACUCUGUGUAUGAUUAUCAAACAACUGAGUUGGUUCAUGAGGAAAAAAAUGGGACAUUUCAAUGGACUGUUAAGCCAAAAACUGUCAAAUAUGAAUUCAAAACUGAUGUUCAUGUUCCAAAAUUAGGAGUUAUGCUUGUUGGAUGGGGUGGAAACAAUGGUUCAGCCUUGACUGGAGGUGUUAUUGCUAACAGAGAAGGAAUUUCAUGGGCUACCAAGGAUAAGGUGCAGCAAGCCAAUUACUUUGGUUCUCUUACACAGGCCUCUACUAUUCGAGUUGGGUCUUUCAAUGGAGAGGAGAUCUAUGCUCCCUUUAAGAGCAUACUUCCCAUGGUCAAUCCAGAUGAUGUAGUUUUUGGAGGAUGGGACAUCAGCAACAUGAAUUUGGCAGAUGCCAUGGCAAGAGCUAAAGUUUUUGACAUUGAUCUUCAAAUGCAACUGAGGCCCUACAUGGAAUCCAUGGUCCCACUGCCUGGUAUCUAUGACCCUGAUUUCAUUGCUGCAAACCAAGGCUCACGUGCUAACAAUGUCAUCAAAGGAACCAAGAAAGAACAAAUUGAUCAAAUUAUUAAAGAUAUUAGGGAGUUUAAGGAGAACAACAAAGUGGACAAGGUGGUGGUCCUGUGGACUGCCAACACUGAAAGAUACAGCAGCGUGGCUGUUGGCCUUAAUGAUACCAUGGAAAACCUCUUUGCUUCUGUGGAUAGAAAUGAGGCUGAAAUAUCUCCUUCCACCUUGUAUGCUAUUGCUUGUAUUCUUGAAAAUGUACCCUUCAUCAAUGGAAGCCCACAAAAUACUUUUGUCCCAGGCCUCAUUGAUUUGGCCAUCAAGAGGAACACUUUGAUUGGUGGUGAUGACUUUAAGAGUGGUCAAACCAAGAUGAAGUCAGUGCUGGUUGAUUUCCUUGUUGGAGCUGGUAUUAAGCCAACAUCAAUCGUGAGCUACAACCAUUUGGGUAACAAUGAUGGAAUGAAUCUGUCUGCCCCUCAAACUUUCCGUUCAAAGGAGAUCUCGAAAAGCAACGUUGUCGAUGACAUGGUUUCUAGUAAUGCCAUCCUUUAUGAGCCUGGAGAGCAUCCUGACCAUGUUGUUGUGAUUAAGUAUGUACCAUAUGUGGGAGAUAGCAAGAGGGCAAUGGAUGAGUACACAUCAGAGAUUUUCAUGGGUGGAAGGAACACCAUUGUAUUGCACAAUACCUGUGAGGAUUCUCUUUUGGCUGCUCCAAUUAUCUUGGAUUUAGUCCUCCUGGCUGAACUCAGUACCCGCAUUCAGCUCAAAGCUGAAGGAGAGGGUAAGUUCCACUCCUUCCAUCCCGUGGCGACCAUCCUCAGUUAUCUUACCAAGGCUCCUCUGGUACCACCAGGUACACCAGUGGUGAAUGCCCUUUCAAAGCAGAGGGCAAUGCUCGAGAACAUAUUGAGGGCUUGUGUUGGACUGGCACCAGAGAACAACAUGAUCUUGGAAUACAAAUGAAAAACUCAUAAGAUGUGAAAGGACUCAAGAAGUUGUGUAGCAGAAGAACCAUGUUGUCUUUCUUUACUUUUAUUUUUGUAAUCUUUUUCUUAUCAUUAGUACUACUAUAAUUAGCUAAAUCUCAGCCAACCCUUAGAGGUAUAGCUGUUGUUUGAUGAUGUGCUAAGUUGAAUGUCAUUGUGAUUUCUCUGUUGUCUUUUUGUAUUAGCCCUUCAUUUUCAAGAUGUAUUAUCAGUGUUGUCUUAGCUCUUUAGAGCCAGCAACGCUUUUCUCUACAGGAAAUACAACAUAUAGUCUUGCUCUA
Solanum pennellii is the source of this 1939-nucleotide messenger RNA. Its product is annotated as inositol-3-phosphate synthase. Gene Ontology annotation, biological process: inositol biosynthetic process; phospholipid biosynthetic process. Bases 103 to 1635 code for a protein of 510 amino acids. The record is from RefSeq and is a predicted model, not a curated record. Gene Ontology annotation, cellular component: cytoplasm. Gene Ontology annotation, molecular function: inositol-3-phosphate synthase activity. NCBI's taxonomy places the organism in Eukaryota, Viridiplantae, Streptophyta, Magnoliopsida, Solanales, Solanaceae. The transcript is spliced from 10 exons.